Messenger RNA from Pocillopora meandrina, 13939 nucleotides. Lineage: Eukaryota; Metazoa; Cnidaria; Anthozoa; Scleractinia; Pocilloporidae. The record is from the annotation of a GenBank genome assembly.
AUGACGCCUGGCACUUCUUGGCUUCUCCCUCAGCUAAAUCCUGCAAAAUCAAAACAUGGCGCGAGAUACGUGGAGAUUCCCGGUGAAUCCCUGACUAGGGCCACAUGCAUUUAUCGAAAUAACCACAACACUGCUGACCUUAUGAAUCCCUCCAGGGAUGAGUGCAAAGAUACAAGCUCAAAUACCCCAUCGGCGUUCUGGAAAUAUCAUGGUCUGGCUAGGGAUGGGAUAAAUUUAUUGUUGAACAAUGGUUUUGAAGAAUCACAAAAGCUCUUUCGAAGUCACAGGUAAAAUUUCAUCGUUAAGACGUGUUGAAUAGGGUUUUGUUCCGAAUAAUUCUCGUGUAUUAUGUAUUUUGUUUUUACAAAAUCUCGCACCGAUGAAGUCUCUCUGAGCGAAGAAUGUUUUUUUAAUUUUCAACCUCUGUUUUAUGCUGAUUUUACCUGCAAGAACCGGUGGCUUGUUUUUUUACGCAUAAUAUUUAUUCUGGUAGUUGCUAGAACACUGUUUCUUAUCUUCCGUGGUGGGCUUGGCCUUUAGCUAUGGGCUCAUUUUUCUUGGGGUGGAAAUUAGGGUGAGGAUAAAAAUUUGAUGGCAAUUUCUUCUUUUCUGAAAACCUAUGCUAACGUAAAUUAGCGUUUACCGCAAGCUCGUGUUGGUCAUCGUAUAGACUUGAAGGACUUAUUGAAUGAUAUAUUUACAACUGAUUUGCAUGAAAGGUGAAAGUAAGCGUUUCCUCGAUACGAAAAGUUUUAUCUAUAAUUUUGACAAGUAGAGUCUAAACAUCGAACAGCGGGGAUUUUUUAUCACAUUUUGUAACCUCGUCUUGUGGGAAGUCGAACAAGAAAUGGUUGUUUUCGGGUUAGUACAUAAAAAAUUCAUGAAUGAUCCUUCUUUUUUAUGCCUACGCAUUUGUGAUCCGAAAGAAACUUUACAUUUUAGAGAGCUGCCUCGAAUUUACAUUAUGUCACCAAUCAUGUGAGUUCAUAACCUGUCAGAUAUUUGAAUUGAGAUAAGUUAACGAUUUAUUAACAGGCUUGAAGAAGGGAAAUUUUAUUUGCUCAAUAAUGUGAAUUCUUUUUUUUAGCUUAAUUAGAUUCAAAACAGCAUAUUCAAUAAAAUGCAUUUGCCUACUGGUGAAGUUAAAAUUCUCUUAUGUUCUCAGAAAGUUUACUUUGUGCAGCUUUUUGUUAAGGAUGUUUCAUUUUACUUAAAUGGUUCAAAAUUAUUAAAGACUUCAACCAUACAAUUUUUUUGAGCAAAACAUUAGCACUUCAUGUGACUGUGUUUAGAUCUUGAUUACACAAAUUAAUUAUCCUCCAUGACCCUUCUUUUUAUACCAAAUACUUUCUAGAAUGAAAUUAAAGUAAUUUGUGUGCAAGCACAUAAAUCAGCCUGUCUAUACUCUUGUUAGGUAUUUCUUGCUUGUUAUAAUUAUUUGGCUAUUUUUGGGUGAGGAUCAAUGUCAUAAAAUAUUCAAAGUUUAACAAACAAGAUUGCAUUGAAGUUAGUGUAAGAUAAGUCUUCUUGUGUAUUUAGUGAUUCAUAGAAACACAAAGUACAGCUAAGAAACUUUACCAACAUUGAAUAACUCAGCUGUAUACACCAUGUAGUUACCAUCAGUGACACUGAAAGUGACGACAUGUUAGUUAGUACUGGCAAUUUGACUGAGUUGAGUCCAAUUUGGUUGUUAAUCAUGCAAGUGAUUCACAUUUGUAUGAUUGAAGAGACCAAGUUAGACAACAGAAAGUCAUGUUGCCAAUUAAUUUGAAAAACAAAACAGCCAUAAUUAUGAUAUAAAACUGGUGGCUGUUUUGUUUUGCAACCUUGUCAUAGUAAAUUAUGUUUCCAUUAAAAAAAACAACAACAACAGUUAACUCAAGGAAAUACAGAACAAUAGUACGUGCACAUGAUGAAUAGUGACCAAUCACACGCAUACAGUCUAGUUACAACUAUAACAUAUACAAUGUCCUAAAACCAGAAGAUGUGCUGGUGAUAACCGAUCAAAUUCAAGAAUUUUGUGAAAAGUCUGAUUAAUCUAAGGUCUGAAAGUUACUGUGUUUGCUAAUCAUCACAAUAAAAUGUCCAGUGUUUGUUUUGCCUGCCAUGGUUUUGACAACUUAAUUGAAUUUGAUGUUAUUUGCAAUAUCUUUUUGUAGCCUGAAUUGAUAUGUCAGCAGUAGAAGCAAAUAUUUUGUUUUCAGUAAUUAAUUAUUUCUAUAACUCCCAGAAAUUAUUAAUAUUAAAUUAUUUUAUUUUCAAUAUAUUAUCCAGUGAGAAUAUACAAACUUUUUAAUCAGAUGCUUUUUUUCUGGAAAUAACAUGAAAUUCUUUUGAGUGACAUCUAUGGAAAUGAAGGGCAGCUAAUAAAGAAAAGCUAUGCUCAUAAUAUGUUGCAAACUGAAGGGUCAACAGGGAAACAUGAUGUGCUUGGAUGUUAUCUGAAACUUAAUUUUGAGGAAGUAAUGCUGUUAUAACUUCUAAGGGGCUAAAAGUUAUGAAUUCCUUAAAUUCCUACAGUUGUUUAAAGUUAUGGAGGCAAGUCAUUGUUAGUUUAUGAAAUAAUUCAAUGCUCAUUAGCAUAACUAUUUCUGUAUAAACAUUUUGACGGUACAAUGCAUUGAAAAUGUGCAGUUAUACAUGAAAAUGGGUAAACCGGUAUUAAGGACUAGCAAAAGUAAGCUGCAAUUAGAGUUUGAGUAACAUUAAGCCUGUGAUGUUGCAGUAAGUGAUGUAGAAAUCAAACUUGACAACAAACAACUUCUGUUCGGCAAAUUACUCUCAAAGUAUUUGAAAUUUGUGUCUACAUGAAUCCAUCAUCACUUAGUAAAGCAAGCAUCUGUCUCAUGAUCAACAGUCACUUCUCAUAAUAAAUUUGUCAGGUAGUUUUGGUUUUGUAGCUUAGUGAAGCAGAUACUUUCAAGAAUGUACUUUUUCAGGGAGGGUUAGAAUAACAACAACAAUUUGAAUGCAUCAUGGCCCAGACAAGUUAUUUUUCUAGGUUGUGGAGAGGUGGAUUUAAUUUUUAUAGAAUUUGUCUUGAGGUCAAAAGGACAAUUGACAAAUUUAAAAGAAUCACAAGGUGUAUUUUUCUACAAGUAAUUACAUGAUCCAAUUGUUACUUUUAAGUGUGGAGAUGAUUUUAAAGUUUUUUUUUUGCAUUUGUUUUGAUAUGGAAAUAAAGUAAGCUGGUACAUAAAAUUUUGUAUACAUGUACUAUAGGUAAUGGUGCUGUCAUUGGAAUUUAGCUUUGUUUUACUGGUAGAUACAUUGUAUGCUGUAUACUCUGUACAGUGUACAUGUGAUUUAAAAUUUUUUUCAUCAACAUCUGCCUCUUCUUUUCUUUUUAAAGUGAUGGCUCUCCACUAAUGAGUGCUGGUUCAGGCAUGGUAGACUUUGUGGUAAGUUAUACCUGUCCAGUGCUUGCCUUCUUCAGUAUGUAAUUUGUUCCAAACAAGAUAAGUAAAUUUCCAUGAUAUAAUUGUCAUGCAUAUUUCCAGGGUCAGCAGUUCUGAUUCUAAGCAGUGUUUACACAUAGGAACCCUGCGGUAAAUGGCCUAUCUCACUGGAAAUUAUCUGUAGCUCUGCCUGAUAGUGGAAGAACAUUGGACUGUAAUAUCUGAGGAUCUGAUGUUUGAUUGUGCAUUCUUCAUCCCACCCCUGUGACAAUUCAAUUAUUUUUUUUCUGUUUUCAGUGACUUAGUACACAAUUUGUCAUAUUUCUAUAUCAAUAACUACAUGUACUGUAUUUUGAAGAAUUUUCUUGUCAAAAUCUUUGUUGAUUGUCUACUUUUGAGUUUUUUUUCAUUGCAGCAAGCAAUCCUUACAUUUGAGGAUGAUCAGCUUGACAGGGCUCUUGAGAACCUUAAAAGAGCUCAGAGGGUUUGCUGUGUAGAGAACAUCAGGAAGGGUACAGGAAUGGGGCUUGAUGAACAGCUGAUGAGGCAGAUCUUGUAUGCUGAUUGUGAGCUCUACAUGGCUCUUCUGACAUUCCUAAAACAAGGUAAAACUAACACUCUGAGCCAUUGCUUUUUAUAAUAUGGUAGAAGUAACAUUUUGUUAUGGUUUAUUCACCAUUACAGGCAUCACUGAUUAUAUCAAGGGUGGAUAUCUGAUGCGACGUGCAUGGAAGCUCUAUGAUAAAUGCUACCGUGAGAUAAGUGCUAUUGGUGGACCAUUCUUGGCAUGGGCCCCUGAGCUAAGGUGUAAUACAAAUGGUGCUAUUUCAUCUGGCCUUGAUGAUGUUGAAGAGGCUAUUGAUGAGGUAACUAUGUGUAUAUGUAGACAUGUGUAAUCAUUCAGCACACUUAUUAAUAGUAUUCAAAUGAAUGUGCAUUUUUUGAGCUGGUAGUUUUUGUAGCAAGGCACAAUGUUAUGGUUUUUCUUUCUCAGUAGCUCUGAUCUUUUCUGGUCAGGAAUGUCCUUGUUAAUGGUUACCAGUGGACUCACUAGCUGUAAUAGACUGCUUACUCAGUGCACAGUUUGUUAUUUCCUUUCAAGCAUUCAAUGGGCUGUGAGCAGUACCAUUCUCCCAAAGUAGACUCUUGUUCACACCCUUUAACUCCCAAGAUCUGAUUGUUACUUCUCCCCUCUAGGAGCUGCACAUUUCCUUGUAAAUAAGUUAAUUGUAAAUUAAGUGUUACAUCAAGGUAACGGCUUCUGCCUGAUAAGUUUGAAUAUUCUUAUUGCCUGUUUGCUGGAUAUUAUAUUGACAUCAUAGGGAGAAGUUACAUGUUGAUCAUUCCUGAGAGUUAAUGGGUUGAUUUGUCCAUAAUAGUGGUGCAAGCAGUGAAGCAUGAUUACACAUAAAGAUGUUAUCACACAGUAUUCUACAGUACCGGAGUUGUUACUAAAUUGGUAUUGUCCCCAACACUGUAGUCUGUAGAAACUUGUGUGGUAUCACCCUUGGACCCUGAGGAUGUGGUGUCUCCCCUGGACAAUCUAACCAUAAAUGAAGAAACAGUCAAGCUCUCAGCUGCAGCAGUCAGUCCUGAGGCAUUAAGGCACCUUCAGGCUGCAGUAUCCUGUGGUUAUGGGCUGUUUCAUUUGGCAAUAUCUCUAGUGCCACCCAAGCUGUUAAAAUUCUGUCAUCUUCUUGGCUUUUCUGGAAACAGAGAAAUUGGAAUUCAAGCAUUGAACUUGGCAAGUCAGAGUGAAGAUAUGAAAGCUCCAGUGGCAAGGUUAGUUCAAGUAAUAUAAAGAUUUCAUAACUUUGCUAGAAAAUUGUGAAGGUCCUUCAAAUAUACACUAAGUAUCUUCCUGUAUGAGUAUUUUCGUAAAAUCUGCACAAGUGUGAAGGAUUUAGAGUGUUCUCAAACCUGUUCAAGGUUUGUGGGAAGAUCCACCCUUGGAGAUCUCUUUAGAUCUUCAAUAGUCAAGGUCAUUGUGACAAAAAUAAUUUUACACUUUUUUCCAGGGUUCUUGGCUAAAAUUUUCACCAAGUCUUUUUGAGUAUUAUUAAAGCAAAGAACCUUCCAAAGAGCUUUCAAUAGUUUUCAGUUUGUAAGAAGUCAUUCCUCACUUGCUUACUUGUAUGGUUUUACUCUUCCAGUAGUAUGCUUCAGUCUAUAAAGUAAAUUGAAGCUGUGAUAUUCAUAUUCUCCUAGACUUACCUUACUGUGGUAUCAUGCGGUUAUCAGACCAUUUGUUGCUCUGGAUGAAGGAAAAAAUGAGGAGGGUGUGUAUUGUUAGCUUAUCAACUAGACAAAUAGUUAACUAAUCCAACUCAACACUAGUAUAACUUACAUUUUGUACUUAAUGAUAUGAAUUAGAAAUGUAGACUUACCACUAAACUGUACCUAGCAUACACACCAUGUAACCAACACCUAAGCAGAAAAAUGGAUCAUCACAUACAGCUUUACCAACAGUUUUAGAGUCUACAGUGCCCAAGAUGAGGUAGACUCAUUGUUAUCUUGUCCGUGAGUCUGUCCUUGAACAAUCCCAUCAUUCAUAGUGGCCUUACACAUGCAAAUGCUGUUUUAGAAAAUAGCUGAAAGAAAUUUCUGAGUUGUUAUGACCCAAAAUUCACUUCUUUUAUCCAUCACUCAGUUACUCCUUCUUUCCACCUCUUCUUUCAACUCAUGUUAACUUUUUGUCAGUCUGCUAGCAUGUAAGGCUUUAGCUUGUUCAAUUCCAUUUCCUGCAUGGGGCUCAACUGAUAGCUAAGAAUUGGUCAAAAUUUCAACAGUUAGCUGAGAAGUAAAGUGUAUUUGACUGACAGGGUGGAUCUAAGACCAAAAAAUUUGACUAAUGGAUAAAAGAUCAUUUGAAAUAAAGACUGAGUAAGAUCUUUCAAAUACAAGGCGCUUGGAUAAAUAUACUUUUCAAGGGUGACAAGCCAUCUUACAUUUCAGUAUUUAUAGGCCUUGUUUUCAAACUUUGUUGAUCCAGUAUGGAUGAACUGUAGUCUGGAAUGAUUGAAACAACCCAUUUUUUCAAAAGUGGAAAAGAAUAGACAAACAUUGUGACUUGGCAAUAGACUUCUCAAAUGCUGAUUUUCUGCUCAGGAAAAGGUGAGGUUCUGGAUGAAAAGAGAUACAAAACAUAUACUUUUUGUUAACAAAAACAGCGAAGAAAAGGAAAAGAAAGACAAAGGAAAAAAACUUGCCUCUGCUUGGAGUCAAUCCCUUGACCUUUUGCCUGAGGGGAGAAGCACAAUCCAUUGUGCCAAGUGUAAUAUAACUUGGAACUUGAUCUGAACACUAUUGACCUAACCUGUUUAAUUAAUUUUCCUUGACAAAUGAUGUUUAAGUUCUUGUAAUUUGAUAUUUUUUAAGGUUUAGCCAAUGCGACUUCUAUCUUAGAAGAAUCUUACCAUGAAUACCCUUGCUCAGCUGUUUUUUUGUUCUUCAAAGGGCUUGUAUCCAGAUUGAAGGUUAGAUACAAAAAAUCAUGGGUUUAAUUUGAGCACAAUUGACUUGUUUCUGAUUCAAAAUGAUGUGUUUUCUUGUAAAAACAAUCUCACCUACUAGAGUAGAGUGGAAAAAAUUUUUUGUUGAUUUAAUUUUAUUUGUGUAUGCUGUAUACAAGAUAACAUCAAUGGAAGAAAAGGAAUGCAAAGGAAUUAAAGAUCCUGGCUUCUUGCUUUUGUGCCAUGAAAACAAUUUCAGUUGUUUAUACCAUUACAAUACAGAAAUAACUGGUCAUCAGGCCUCAAAAAAAAAGCUGUUAACUGGACUAAAUCAGUGGAGUAUGUAUGUAGAGCUAAUACAGCUGUUUAUCGCUAAACAGGGUCACAUUGGUGUAGCAUUGGAUGAAUUUCAUCAAGCCAUGCACUCUGCUGCAGGACAGCAAGAAAUAGCUCUUAUAUGUCAAUAUGAAAUAGGUAAUUAUUUGGAAAAUUUUCCUAGAAUUAUUAUACUAGUAUUCCAACUUGAAUACUUAAAACAUACUUGAACCAUUUCAAAAAUUGACUUGAAACUCUUUGUCUGUGAUACAUGCUGGUGUGAUGUUUUCUUGUGCUCUCCUCAGGUUUAUAUACAUGAUAAUCUGAUCACUUGGUUUAAAGGCAGGAGCAGUUCCUUAUGCUUACUUAAUUUCCUAUAAUUCAAGUUAGCCAGUUGAUUACUUUACAUGAUGUUACAUUUAAUCCAAAACUUGUCUUCCUCGUUUAGGUUGGUGUCACAUGUUAAGGCUUGAGUGGGAAUAUGCUCUCCCAGCAUUUCUUAGGUACUUUUUUUGUUUGUUUGUUUGUACCAUCUUUUAUUUAUUUCAUUGGGAAAAAGAAUGUCCUUUGUGCCAAGUAGCUCGCAAAAACAGAAUUGUUGUAGAGCAACUCUGUUUAUCCAUAUUGAAUCCUUUGAUGCCUAAGAGUGACCUACAGUACCACCCUUGAAUCACACCUUGAGGUUUUGUAACAGGAGUAAAGGAGAUGAUCACUGCCUGAAGAAGCUGUUGCUUUUUAAACAAAUUCUCAUUGUCAACAUCUUAGGAUGUGUAUAGAGAACAGUAUGGAGAAUAUGCAUACUGAUGUUAAAAGUUAAGUAAAAGUUAAAGGUUAAGGCUGCAUUCUUUUCAACCAUGAAUUAUUCAAUGUUCUUGAGACAACACAAUACCAAGUCACCAAUUCAUUUAUGAGUGCAACUGGAGUAAACCAGUCUUAAGUGUUUAAUGGUCAGUUGUGAUCUUUUUAAAUUAUAGAUUGAAAGAAGAAUCCAAGUGGUCGCAAAGUUACUAUGCUUAUCUCUGUGGAGGUAAAUUGAUGAUCAUGUAAAUCAUAUUGUGUAAUAGGUUGUGGCUUGUCAUUGUGGUAAAUACCAAUUUCAAAAGAAAUAUAUCGUUUGUCUCACUUCGGUCACAUGGGAUGUGGAUUGUGACGUUUUGACUGCAAACUGCUAGUCCUCCUCAGGUGAUGAGGUCAAUUGAGCAAGCGUCACUAAUAUGCUGUACCGCUCAGCUGUGAUUGAAUGGAAUUCCAUGGCUGCGAUUGGUGCAUCUUUGGAUCAGUUCCCUCUGUGGUCCAUUGCCCACAGCUCUUCUUCUGUUGUGGGUUUUUUUUACUUUUGAAAAAUUAAAUCCUGGUUUUAAAUCACCACAUAUGUUUCUCUUUGCAACUUUCAUUAUUUUCAUUAUACAAAGUAAUUGUUGUUCACAUCCUAACUGUAGAAAAAAUAACCAUUGUGUAUGUGGUGGUACAUGUACAUGUAGCAGUGUUGUCUAUUGGAUGCCCCCCUGAGGCAAGAAAGUAAUGAAAUGUUUAUCACAGUUUACUCACUCUCUCUCCAAUAGCUUCUCUUUUUCUGCUGAGCCCAAGUUUUAAUUAUACUAUUAUACCAGUUCUCAUGAGGCCCCAGUAUGUACUGCAUAAGAACAGAAGUUGAUUGUAUUUGUAUAAAUGGCGGCAUUUCUUUUUUUAUCAUUUAGUCACAAUAGGCAUUUUAGGAAGUACAGUUGAGGCUCAAGCACAAUUUAAAUUGGUUCCUAAAUUUGUCAAGAAGAAAACUCCACUGGAACAGUUUCUCUUAAGGAAGGUAAGCUUUCUCUGUCGAUAAACUUGAGGUAUGAUAUUGAUUUUGGAGCUUUAUUGUGGGGCCGUACACCUUGUCUUCUAGCAGUUACGUGGUGCACAGGUAGACCAACACCUUUUAGGAGAAUAAUUAGCAAGAAAUGCGAACAAAAAUACUUUAUUAGACCUCUUGCUAAUGAUGUCAAGUUCAAUAUUGGGAUCACAUUACAUGACAGACUAAGUCACGCAGUUUCUUGUAUUUUUAACACCGAGUUUAUAAUUAAAGAAAAAGCUGUAAAAGAGACUCUCUUGAUACUCGAAACAGCAGACGAUUUGGACACAUUAACUACUUGCAAACUUGAAAAACAUGGCCAAAACUAAUGUUCCAACUUUUAUGAAAGGUUUGGCAUUCGACUAAUAUGAACCUUGAUGUUCUACUGCGUUGAGAAAGAAAUAUCGUUCUUGUUAUCACUUGAUUAUUACUUGACGAUUGUCGUUUUUAUUCUCUAUAUUUCAUUAUAAAAAACAGCCAUCUAUCUGCUAUUGCGACUCAAUCUAAUAAAUGAACGUAAUUUUUUUUCUCGCAUCGAUUUCUCAAGUUGUAACUGUCCGCCUUCACCAGAUUAUGUUUCAGUCGAGCUGCACCAGGUGCGCUGGAUUGAGGGAGCAGGUGACGUCAAAGUGUAAUGGCCGAUUUAGUAUGCAGAACGGCAAUUAAUUUCGGUUAAGAGCACAAAAGUUCCGUGCUGCAUACUUAAUUAACCAGGUUCACUCAUUGCAAAAUUAAUCUAGUAGUCUUUGACGUUAAUUUACAGUUCGACAAAACUCUUAUAAAACAUCUCGACAGGAACAUAAUCUUGUAAUGGUGGAUGACUGAAAUGAGAAAUCGAAAAUGAAAAAAAAAGCUAUAUUUGAAACGGAUGCGCUCUAAUAAGAAUUUUAAUAAGAGUGAGAACAGAAAUUACAUUUUAUAAUGACUGGGGCCCAGGAGCCUAUCAGCUUGGGCAACACACUCGUUAACUUUGACGUCAAAAUUUACCCAGACUAGAGUUUUGCAACUGGCUGACUGAUAUGUAUACUCCAUUACAGUUGUUUCAGUUUCAAGUUUUGUCUUCUUUUUUUUUUCGUUGGUUUGUUUUUAGGCUGCUAUGUACAAAAAAGGGCCACCAUCAGAGGCUGAUUGUUUACUGUUAGCACUAGAACUUCUGUAUCUGUGGAGAGCGUUCUACACUUGCAGCGAAACUGUCUUAAAUAGAAUUCUUUCAGGUAAGACUCUUCUUUAUUUAAAAAGUACCAAUAGUCUUAGCUAUAACACAAAAAUCUGUUUACCUACAUUGUAGAAACUGCAUUCAAGACAGUGCUAUGAAAAUUUUUGCGAAUACCUUUAUACCCAGACUUGAGACAUGUUGUGGUUGAAACAGUUGGUGAGUUUACCAGAUCGCGACAGGGAGAUAGCAAUCUUGAGGAUGGACAGAUUGUAAUCAUGGGCAGAUUGAUCCCCCUUUAAAUUAUACAAGCCAUCUAAGCCUUAAACCAUGCAUUUAUUCACACAAGAAUUAACCAAACCAAUGUUUUAUUCAAAUCCUGAAUAACCAUCUGUCGAACGGGACAUCAUCUGUAGUCAGUUCGGAUCAUGCGUAAUCAUUCAACUUCAUUGACUAAAGGAGACCAGCGGUAUGCUGUCGAAUGAUUGCGGUCCACUUCGGUAGUGACUACGAGGUAAGAGACACGAUAGUGGUAUAUUAAGAGGUGUUAAAUCCUUGCUUGUUUAUUGCAGAUGUAGAGGAGUGUCAAGUGAGUGCCAAUCUUGUUCCUCUCAAGUCUCUUAUACAAGGAUCGGCUUGUCAGGUCCUUAAGAAAACUGACUUAGCUGUGAAGGUGCGUGUAAUUGUAACAAAGUUUAAACAGAGGAGAUGGCUGUGAAAUAGUUCCUUGCGUUUGAUAUUUUAACCGUUAUGCACCUCGGUUGAGCCGGUCAGCGGACAUGAUACCCUUUUCGUUUGGUGGACCAUUUCCAAAAGUGACACUUUCAGCCAAGCUUCAAAGUUCGUAGCUAAGGAUCUAGUUGAUAUAGAGGCCGUGUUUAAGCUAUUGAUUAAAGCCAUCUCAGCUAUACUGUAUUUGUUUCUAUUUGAUCGACAGUUUCUUCAGGAUGCUAUCGUCAAAUCCGGUCGUAGUCCUCCAGAUUCGCACGUGCCUCCUUUUGCCAUGUAUGAACUUGGUGUUCUAUAUGCGCAAGACGGAAAGGUUAGCAGUGUGUUGACCAAUAAUUUUUUCAUAAAAAAAUUUAAGACGAGAUUUGGAGAAACGUUUGAUUGCAAUGUUCAAUGCUAAAACGUUAUCAAAAUACGUAGAAACUUCUUUAAAACUUGUAAAAACUUCUGAAACUGUUCGUGAAAUAUCGUUGACGACGUUUCGACGUUGCUUCCUGUCAUUAUCAAGUCAAGAAUAAAAUGACAAGUUGAAAUUUAUAAAGUAAUUAAAAAAAUAACAAAGGAAAGAAUGUUUUUGUGCCAGAGGUAAAAUAGCAAUAAAGUGUUAAGCAAAAAGUUUGAUGUGAAUCGGGUCUCAUUGCGUGUUCAGAGGAAUAAAAAGCAUUUCGUAGAUCAAACGGUCAAACUUGCUGAUACAUUUUCUGAAGACCUAAGAAAAGCCAAUCGAUGGGUUCUUUUGUGUAAUCCAUGCUUCGCCAUGAAGUGUUUCCCAUGGCAGAGUGAUGAUGCUUGAUUCGUUAAUUCUCGAGUGGUAUACACGACAUAAUUUGCAUCACAGAUAUACAUUCAAAGAGAUAAACAACGCGUCACUGUAGCAAACGGAGAAACGACAGAGACUUAGAUUAUUGCACACGCAUGCUUAUUACACCACAGUCCUUAGAAGGACUGUGGUGUAAUACUAUGUGGAAUUCAGGCCUGCUUGAGUUUUUCGAAAAUUUUGUAGUUAUCGUUAUUAUGAGCUAGUUACUAGAAUUAAAGUAAUCCUGUAUAAUGUGUAUAAUUUUUAAUAAUUUUUAAUUUUCAGAUGAGCACCAAAGGAGAAGAACUGUUGAAAAGAGUCAAGGUUGAUGGAAAGCGUCUUUAUUUUAUUUUCUGUCCUUUCCUGAAACUUCCAGAUAAGGGAGAUCAGUCGUCUUAAUAUUGCUCUCUCUUUCUCUUUUCCUAUUAGGACAACUUCAGUGGUUAUGACUUUGAGAACCGACUGAGUUUCCGUGUUCACGCAGCACUUGCCAGAAUAGAAGAACGAAAAAUGAGCCAAGGUCAAGUAAACACCAAAAGGUGAAAAUAGUAGCCAAGGUCACGAGAUAUUAACCCGGACAAACCUCACUCACGGAAUAAAUUAUGGAAAACUAACCUAAGAAAAACUUAGAGAGGAAUUGCAGAGGCAACAGGAAAGGAUUAAAACGGAUUGAUGAGGCCCUCAUCUGCCUGAUAAUGCUCAAACCUCACUCUUUGCUAUGUGAUUGCAAUUUUACCAAUCGAGUUGGUUUUCUUAAAACAAAACUGUGCAAAAAUUGCUAAACAAAAUUACUUUUAAUGAUCUCCUUUAUACUCUAGCGUAUUACUUUUACGGUAAAUCGUUAAAUUCCUUUUUAACAAAGUCAGUGUGGUGGCACAACGUUCUUAGACUGAGAUUGUGUUUUAAAGAAUUCCAUUGAUCAAUGUACUUUUGUUUAAAAAAAAAUUACAAUUUUAGUUGCUGUACAAGACUUUGAACUAUGUCUGAAGGCAGCCCCUUAGUAUUUAAUCAUUAUUCAUUUAGAGUCCAUUUUCAUUUUGCCCCACGGGUAUGGAAAAGUAAAUUUACCGAGGACUAAACCACAAUGUUGCUUCAAAGUGCUGUUAAUGAGAGAUCUUUUUGACUGUCACACAAUAAACGACUAAAGAAGGUGGCUAGUGGUGGAUAUUUGCCCAGCUGCGAAGCGGCAAGGUGAAUAUACACUUCUAGCCACUGACACUGAGGUGAAUAAUUAUUUUAGAAUAUACUAAAAUAAUUAGAUAAUAUAACACAAAGAUGAUUAGAUUAAUAUAUUCCUUCAGCGCUUACAAUAUGUUCGAGCGCGAGUUGCUUGGAGGUGAAUGGCGAAGGAUUUUCGGGGUUUGAGAAGCCAAUUAGAGCACGCCUUUAGCGUCAUUCAGUACUGUUUUGGUAUAUACUAAUUAGGUUUUUUUUUUGGAGAGAUAAACCACUUUACAGAAAUACUUCAUAAGCUUCCAUUGCUACGCGAAAAACGAUUGUUUUUUUCCUCGACUAAAUGUAAAUUGAUAUCAUGUUACUUCUGUCUUGACUCUUCAUCAAGGACGGUUAUUAUUUAAGAACAAUUCUUUGUUGAAUUACAGCUUAUUUCCAUUCAUAUUAUUUUCUUGCAAUUGGUAGCACUGAAUUUAUAACAUAAAAGGUAACGAAAGCAACAGCACAGCUUCCUUGUGUCUCUAACUCAAUGAUGUGUCCACUCAGCAUAUCAAGAUUCACAUUUCUUCAAAGUUUUCAGAAAAUCAGAACCAUUAAGAUGUUUCGAUUAAUUAAGAAGGUUUCUUAGCUUUUUGUACAAUUUUAUGUGCUUCAUGUUGUGCCACACAGAAAGAGGCAGCAAUUUCAAUUCAUCAAGGACUUGGUGUUUGAAAAUUAUAGAACCAUGCUGAGCCACCCUAAAGGUGUGAAGUUGCUUCGAAAAGGUUUUUUUUGUGAAUAUUAUUUAUACUUAGUACUAAUGAUAUCCUCUGAUUUGUACAGUGGAACUUUUUAUUAUUUAUUGAAACUUUGGAUUGAGAGAAGAGAUUAGCAACAUGUGGAUAUUUUAAUGACCUUUUUGUCAAGAAUGUAAAUGUUUAUUACCUUAUUAAGAUAUCUCAUAUAAAAGUGCACUUUUCAGUCGUAAACAAAUCUUAUUUGAAUGAAUCGUUCAGGUAUAUUUAUGAUUUUAUUUAAUGUAACUGUAUAGUUAUUUAACACUUUUGUUCUGGGAUUAAACACUCAGUAACCUCGUAAUGGGGUUUAAAA